Molecule: messenger RNA, 3617 nt
Organism: Pistacia vera
Lineage: Eukaryota; Viridiplantae; Streptophyta; Magnoliopsida; Sapindales; Anacardiaceae
Product: ATP-dependent DNA helicase homolog RECG, chloroplastic
Exons: 20
Coding region: 295-3396 (1033 amino acids)
Biological process (GO): DNA recombination; DNA repair
Molecular function (GO): nucleic acid binding; ATP binding; DNA helicase activity
Source: RefSeq, a predicted model, not a curated record
CAUUCUAACUUUCUUUCUCAUUUUUAAAAAAUGAUUUCGAAAACAUUUUUGUUCAAAUUUAUUCAAACGUUAGUUCAUUACCACCCAAUUGCCACAUAAACCCAAUUACUUCAGCUUCUUGAAACUGAAUCGACCCGAACUUGACCCGUUUUACAGUGAUGUUAACGUCUCCGGCCUCUUGAUAAGUCUCCUCUUCUUCUACACUUGCUCUCAUUCACUCUCCAUCGAAAUUCACAACUCAAAUCCGGUUAUGUUGUUUAGGCAUGUCCGAAUCUUCCAGUGACUUCGUUUCAAAUGGCUCUUGCUAUUGCAGUUACACAAUCAUGUGGCUUGUGUUUGAGUAGAAAACAGUUGAGAAGUGUUGUAGUCUUUGAAGCUAAGAGAGGAUACCGGAAUGUUUUCGGUAGAAAUAUGAGGUUUAGUAACUUCCUAGUAUCUAAAGUAUCGAGAAUUUGUUAUCGAUCAAAGCAUAAACAUGCUGAAAAGUUGCUGGUGGAAGUAGUCAGAUAUGACUCGAAAAGCUUAUCGGGUCGGUCUAAAUUGUUUAAUAAGGUACCAGUUCUAAUGGGUUAUAAUGGUUUUAAUGAUUUAAUUGAGAAUGGAGGAGGUGAAAAGCAAUCUGCUAAGAAUCUUAAGGAUGCUAUGGAUGAUUUUGAUGUUUCCUUGGCUUGUAAGAGGUUUCCAUCCAUCACGUUGGGUAACUCUCCUCCACUGGAGUUGUAUGAUGAGACCAAAUGUAGCUCUGAAAUGAGUAAUCUUUUAGCAGCUCAAAGUGCAUUUCUCCGCGUUUCUAUGGGUGAGAAUUGGGACAUAGAUCUAGAUAGUUUCUCUGAAGCAUGGCCUUCUCUGUGCCCUGGCCCUCCAAAUGUGAUAUCUUCCAUUGUUGGGGAAGAAAAUUCAAUUAAUUUGCCUUUAUCUUCUCAGUCCAUGCCUCUGAAAAUUGAAGAAAAUUCAAACAUUCCGGUUACUGUGGAGGAAUCUUCUUCCAGUUUCCAUCCAUCACGUUGGUCCAUGCCUCUGAAAAUUGAAGAAAAUUCAAAUAUUCCAGUUACUGUGGAGGAAUCUUCUUCCAGUAAGCUUCAAACUCCACCAAGUGCUGCACCUGUUGAGUUAUGGCUUGAGAGAUGGAUUAGUUGUGUGCCUGGAUUAAGUAAGAGGCUCCGUGGUCAGCUGGAAAACUGUGGCUUGCACACUUUGCGGAAACUACUACACCAUUUUCCUCGGACCUAUGCAGAUUUACAGAAUGCACAGAUUGAAAUUGAUGAUGGACAGUACUUUAUUUUUGUUGGAAAUGUGUUAUCUUCCAGGGGAAUGAGAGCUGGCUGUUCUUUUUCAUUUCUUGAGGUGAUUGUUGGUUGUGAGGUAGCAGACAUCAAAGUAACUUCUGAAGAUAUGGAUGACGAUAUUGUUGUUGCUAGUGAUAGAAAAAAGAAAAUUUAUUUGCAUCUAAAGAGAUUCUUCCGUGGCACUCGUUUUACAAGCAUACCUUUUCUUAGAAGCAUCGAGGGAAAGCAUAAAGUGGGAGAGUUUGUGUGUGUUAGUGGUAAGGUGAGGGCUAUGCGGUCUAAAGAUCACUAUGAAAUGAGGGAAUACAAUAUUGAUGUGUUGAAAGAUGAAGAUGAUUUAUCUCUUCUUGCAAAAGGGAGGCCUUAUCCAAUAUACCCAUCAAAAGGAGGCCUAAAUCCAGAUAUUCUAAGGGACACAAUAGCAAGUGCUUUGAACGUGUUGCCAGUUAAUUUUGAUCCCAUUCCUAAAGAAGUCACUCAGGAAUUCAAGCUUCUGAGUCUUUAUGAUGCAUAUGUUGGAAUUCAUCAGCCAAAGCAUAUAGAUGAGGCUGAUUUAGCUCGCAAAAGGCUUAUAUUUGAUGAAUUCUUCUACUUACAGUUGGCACGCUUAUUCCAAAUGCUUGAAGGUCUUGGUACACAACUAGAGAAAGAUGGGUUGCUGGAGAAGUACAAAAAACCUCAACUGAAUGCUGCUUAUAUCAAGGACUGGUCCAGCCUGACCAAGAAAUUUCUGAAAGCUCUUCCGUAUUCCCUUACUUCUAGUCAACUAAGGGCUGUUUCAGAAAUUAUAUGGGACCUCAAGCGACCUGUCCCUAUGAAUAGGCUUUUGCAGGGUGAUGUUGGAUGUGGAAAAACUGUGGUAGCUUUUUUAGCUUGCAUGGAGGUUAUUGGCUCUGGUUAUCAGGCAGCUUUUAUGGUUCCAACCGAGUUGCUUGCUAUCCAGCAUUAUGAGCACUUUCUUAAUUUGCUGGAGAAUAUGGAGCAGGACACUUGUAAGCCUUCUAUUGCUUUACUAACAGGUUCAACCCCACUAAAGCAAUCCCGCAUGAUUCGUAAGGAUCUCCAAUCGGGAGAUAUCUCUUUGGUCAUUGGAACUCAUAGUUUGAUAGCUGAAAGUGUUGAGUUUCGUGCUUUACGCCUAGCCGUUGUAGAUGAGCAACAGCGCUUUGGUGUUAUCCAGAGAGGAAGAUUUAACAGUAAGUUAUAUAAUACCUCUACAAGUUCAAGAGCAGAAACAGAAAAUUCAGAUGGGUCCUCAAAAGGUGAUGGGCAUAUGGCCCCUCAUGUUCUUGCCAUGUCAGCCACUCCUAUCCCGAGGACACUUGCUCUUGCCUUAUAUGGUGAUAUGUCCCUAACACAAAUAACUGACUUACCUCCUGGAAGAAAACCAGUUAAAACCUACAUUAUUGAAGGGAAUGAUAAUGGCUUUGAGGACGUCUACAAGAUGAUGCUUGAUGAAUUAGAAUCAGGAGGAAAAGUGUAUCUGGUGUAUCCAGUAAUUGAACAAUCUGAGCAAUUGCCUCUACUUCGUGCUGCUUCUGCAGACCUUGGAACUAUAUCAGCCAGGUUUAAGAAUUUCAGCUGCGGAUUGUUACAUGGGAGAAUGAAGAGUGAUGAAAAAGAUGAAGCAUUAAGACGGUUUAGAUCUGGAGAAACACAUAUUCUGCUUUCUACUCAAGUAAUUGAAAUAGGUGUUGAUGUUCCAGAUGCAUCUAUGAUGGUUGUUAUGAAUGCUGAGAGAUUUGGAAUGGCUCAGUUACACCAACUUAGAGGACGAGUUGGACGUGGAGAGAGGGAAUCUAAAUGCAUAUUAGUUGCAUCUAGCACUAAUAGCCUAAACCGGCUGAACGUGCUGGAGAAGUCUUCAGAUGGAUUUUACUUGGCAAAUAUGGAUCUUCUUCUGCGUGGACCUGGUGACUUGCUUGGCAAAAAACAGUCGGGACACCUUCCAGAAUUUCCUAUUGCAAGAUUGGAAAUUGAUGGGAAUAUUUUACAAGAUGCGCAUUUAGCUGCCCUGAAAAUUUUGAGUGAUUCAAAUGAUCUAGAGCGAUUUCCAGCACUUAAAGCAGAGCUUAGCAUGCGACAGCCACUGUCUCUUUUUGGUGAUUGAAGUAGAGCUCUAACAGAGCCCAAAGUUUAUAUCGUCCAGACAAUAAUUAUUCAAAACAAGAGCAUUUCAUGCCACAGCAUCUUGCCCAGUUUUUGUGCAGUUAAAUUCAUAAUAUCUUUUGGUAGUUGUAAUUCUGUUCAUAAUGUAAUGCUUAUGGUUUUAAAAUUCCAUUUAUCAACUUUCUAGUGAUAAGCCCCAAAACUUCAAUGUUGUAUUUUCUU